Messenger RNA from Oppiella nova, 579 nucleotides. NCBI's taxonomy places the organism in Eukaryota, Metazoa, Arthropoda, Arachnida, Sarcoptiformes, Oppiidae. The record is from the annotation of a GenBank genome assembly.
AUGCGCCGGGAGUUCCGAGUGGCCAAGACGUUGGCUGUGGUCACCAUUGUGUUCAUUGCAUGCAUUAUACCGUUUACUGUCGUAUAUUCAAUAACUCAUUUCACCAAUCUCACUUAUCUACAAGUGACACGACUGCAUGUGACCAUUUGGAUUGUAUUUAUUAAUUCAACAAUUAAUCCAAUACUCUAUGGUUUACUGAAUCGUGACUUUCCAAUUAUACUGUUUAUAAUAAUAUUCACUACAAUAUUGGGUAACUUAUUGGUUAUUACAGCGAUUAAAACAACACCUAAACUCCAAAUACGACCCAAUUUUCUCAUACUAUCGCUCAGUAUUACCGAUCUUAGCGUCGGUAUGUUUGCGAUGCCACUUAUGGCCUAUUAUAAUGUGGUCGGUAUUGAUGAGUGGACAAUGGGAUCAGUUAUGUGUGACAUUAAGACAUUUAUUUCCAUUUGUUUCACAACAACAUCAUAUCUACACAUUAUGUUUAUAGCCAUCGAUCGGUACCUAUCGGUCACAAGAAUAGAAUACUCGAGGAAUAAAUCCAAAUCACAUGUAAUGGCAAUGAUAGAAAUCGACUGA